Messenger RNA from Brassica rapa (field mustard), 3430 nucleotides. Its product is annotated as probable protein phosphatase 2C 24. The record is from RefSeq and is a predicted model, not a curated record. Lineage: Eukaryota; Viridiplantae; Streptophyta; Magnoliopsida; Brassicales; Brassicaceae. Gene Ontology annotation, biological process: protein dephosphorylation. Gene Ontology annotation, molecular function: cation binding; protein serine/threonine phosphatase activity.
AUAAAAUACUAUCAUCAAAGCAUACAUAAUUUUUUUUAAAAAAAUAUUUUAAAACAAAAAAAUAACAUUAUCAUUGUGAAAUAAAAUUAAAAUAGUUAUAUUUUAAAAAAUGGUAAAAAUACAUAUUUAUGUUAUUCAAAUAUUUUAACAUAAAAACUAAUAGUUAGUUUUUAAAUAAAAAAAUAUUAUGUAAUAAAUGUAUAAUAACUAUAGCUAACAAAUUUAACUUAAUGUAAAUUUUAUAGUAUAAAUUAUUAUUUAAAUAAUUAUAAAAUUAAUCUACCUAAAACAAUUUUUUAUUCAUGUGUUUUAGGAUAAAUGUAGCUUUUACAAAGUAGAUAUUGUUUUUAUAAAAUUAAUAUUUUCUGCAAAAGAUUAAAAAUUAACAAAAUAAAACUAUUAAUAAUAACAUAUUAUUUACUAUACAAUUAUAAAUAGUACUAAAUAUUACCACAGAAAAAAGUUACUUUUUUAAAAAAUAAACCAAACCAGAUUUUAAAUAUAUUUUUUAGAAGUGUAUAAAAUUUUCAUAAUUAAAAUAUUAUAAGAAGAUUUAAUUAAAUUUUCCUUGGGGUUUAAAAUAAAAAUUAAAUUUAGAGGUAAUAAAUAUAUAAUAUUUAUAACUAACAAAUUUAAUUAACUUUUCUUUGGGAUUCGUGAUACAAAAUAUUAGUUAUAUAUCAUGGAUUUAAACCAUUUGUUGAUGUUUUUUUUUUAUUUUAGAUGUGAUUCUUUUAUAUAUAAAAUAACUAAUGUAUUGCAAAAUGAUGAAAACUGUCGCAAGACUUGGGAAAACCCAUAAAAUGUGGAUUCUAGUUUUUAUGUACAAAAUGGUUAAAGAGUUGAAAAUCUGGAUUCCCUAUAAAAUAGGAAAUCUACUUUACUCAAAUCUUGAUUGGGUGAAAACUAGAUUUUAGAAAAACUAAAACUAAAAACUACUCUAGAAUCUACAAACAAUCAACCUCUUAAAGAUUUAUGAUUUAAGAUUUAGAGUUUAAUGUUUUGCUGAUGGCGUUAAAAAUAUUUUAAUUUUUUUUUGUAACUAGUAUUUUUUUUAUAUUUUCAUUUUAAAAUUAUAAUAUAAAUUGAUAAUUUUUUUUUAAAGAUAUUAAAUAUAAAAUAUUUAAUUUCUAUUGGUCGGUGAACCGGUACGUGAACCCAAGAACACAUGUUUUUUGUGUGGGUGUAUUUGCUGUAUUGAGUUGUCACUGAAUCAUUCAUAUCCAUUAAAAAUGUAAAUGAUAAAAUCAUUAGCUCUAGAGGAGAACAAUGAGAAUUCAAACUGUAUAAAGCUUAACAUUUUCUCUCUCAAGCCAACUUCAUCUCGACGACGUGUGGACCAAAAACACAUUUUCAAAUUAGAUUUUUCGAUAUUUUAAAAUUGCUCAUAGUGCCAUCACAACAAAGUUGAUUAACUGUCCGAAAUAUUAAAUUUCCAAUGAUCCACUGGUCUAUGAAGACAAUAAUAAUUGAUACAAGGUUAUCUUUAUAUAUAUUAAGGUUUUCUUUGUUUACGUGUCUACUGCCUACGAGAAAACACAAACAUCAUCGGCACUGUUAGGUAUUGAUUGGUAAACAUAAUUUAUAUAGAAAUUUAAACUUAAAUGGUAAUCAAAUACGAAGUUUAACGUAGUGAAAUUCAUUUUAGGUAUUAAAAUACAGUAUACAAAAGAUGUAUUUGGGGAAAAGCUAUUCUUGAAGCGAAGAACCAGCACCAGUCGUGGCGCGAAAGGAACUUGCUUUAAACCUUCCUGUCCUAUUUUCAUUGGACCACGAGUCUCGCACUAGUUCGUGACGCUUACGUGGCUUAUUUUUUAAUAACCGUACUCUAUGUAUCGACGGUCCAGAUUAAAACAUUAAGUACGUGACGUUCUUAAAAAGUAAACCAAAAUUGAAAGUAGUUUAUGAGGUAGAGCUGUGUAUAAAUGAGGUAGAGUGGAGCAACGUGUAGUAGUAACAAUAUUAUUGUGUUCAAUUGAUUCGUUUCCUAGUCUUUCUUAACGUGCAAGUAACCUAAACAGCAUUCAACUUUUUAUUUGUUCAUCGGAGAAACAGUUUCUUGUUCUUCUUGAUUUGAAAAGAAAAAAAGAUCGAACAUAUGGCAGAUAUAUGUUACGAAGUUUUGACCGAUGCGUCGGCGUAUGAAUCAAGACCGUUACAUUCAGGGAGGAGGCAGAGGUUUCCGAUGGAUAAGACGGUGGCGAUGCAAGAAGAAUGGGAGAAGAAAAACUUUAAGCGUAAUAAACUGGAGGCUUUAACGGUGAGAAAUGAGAACGUCUCCGAUGAGUCUCCGGUGACGGAGGCAAGUCCGAGAUACGGCGUUUCUUCGGUGUGCGGUAGAAGAAGAGAGAUGGAAGAUGCGGUGGCGAUUCAUCCUUCGUUUUCUUCUCAUUCGGAGUAUCCUCAACACUACUUCGGUGUCUACGACGGUCAUGGUUGUUCCCACGUUGCAGCCAGGUGUAGGGAGAGACUUCACAAGCUCGUGCAAGAGGAGCUAAACUCUGAUAGGGAAGAAGAGGAGGACGAGUGGAGAAACACGAUGGAGCGUAGCUUCACUCGCAUGGAUAAAGAGGUUGUGUUGUUGAGUGAAUCAGUCGUGAGUGCGAACUGUAAGUGCGAGCUUCAGACGCCGGAUUGUGAUGCGGUCGGAUCAACCGCCGUCGUGUCUAUCAUUACGCAGGAUAAGAUCGUCGUCGCUAACUGCGGCGAUUCCAGAGCAGUUCUCUGCCGGAAUGGAAAACCAUUCCCUCUAUCGACAGAUCACAAGCCUGACCGUCCAGACGAGUUGGACCGAAUCGAAGGAGCUGGAGGACGAGUCAUAUACUGGGACUGUCCGAGAGUUCUAGGAGUCUUAGCAAUGUCACGAGCCAUAGGAGACAACUAUCUGAAACCUUACGUGACUUGUGAACCGGAGGUAACGGUAACAGACAGGACGGACGAUGACUGCCUUAUUCUAGCCAGCGACGGUUUAUGGGACGUUGUGUCAAACGAGACAGCCUGCUCGGUGGCGCGUAUGUGUCUCAGUGGUGGUCGGAGACGGCGAGGUACUCCGGAACAAGCGGUGGAGACGAUCUCGGACAAAGCGUGCAUGGAAGCGUCAGUAUUGCUGACGAAGCUGGCGUUAGCGAGACACAGUAGUGACAACGUGAGUGUCGUUGUGAUUGAUCUCAGAAGGAAAGGACACGUCACUGGACACUAAUCCUUUUACUACUUGACACUCCCAUCAAAGACAGCAGUUUUAAGUUAACUUCCCUUUUUUCAGUUCUUUUUGGUUGUUCUUGGAAUGAGUGAUGGUAUACAACAAACAAUUUAACCCGGUUUUGUGGCAAAAGGGUUAAUAGUUUAUAGGGAUGAGUAGCUUUUUCUUCUCAUUCCUGAAAGUCUUUCGUGUAAUAGUAAUUAAAUUGAAGAAAAUCAAAUGUUUCUCACA